GCUUUGCGUUGUGGGUGUUUUCUGGUACUUAAGGUGGAGUCAGCGAUGUCCGUGAGGGUCUCUGCGAAGGGGGUUUCAUGGGGUUUUGGUAGCGGAGUCACAAUGUGGAGGUCACUGGUUUGGUCGUUGUCGUCGUUGUUCUUGCUUCUUUUUGUCUUGAAUCACUCCAAUCUUCUGCAUUGUGGGUUCUCUGGGAGCUUCAGCCCCGAGCAUGGAUGCUUGAGUUCGAGAUUGACGGCUCUUUCUGGCUACUCGCUUCGAUAUCCCCAAGUGCAUCUUGCCAGAAAAGUAGGUAAUUCCCCCGAGGCAAGUGUACCGGCACCCAUGAUGGCUCAGAGCUCAAACUUGACAAGGGACCAUCGUGUUGAAGGGCCAGUGGAACAAGAAUUCACAUUUCCGGCAAAAUCUGCUCCUUUCAAUAACUGCCAUGCUUCAACCAUUGUCGAGGUUAACAAAAAUCACUUUUUGGUUGCUUAUUUUGGAGGUACACAAGAGGGGGCACCGGAUGUUAAAAUAUGGCUGCAGAGAUACCAGAAUGGGCUCUGGCAUUCGCCGAUAAUCGUCGAUGAACAAGAAGAUGUUCCGAUGUGGAAUCCUGUCUUAUACAAACUUCCAUCAGGGGAGCUGUUGCUGUUCUACAAGAUAGGGCUAGAUUUUCAAAGAUGGAGCGGAUGCAUGAAAAGAUCUUAUAACCAAGGUGUCAGCUGGUCUGAACGAGAACAACUUCCACCAGGCAUAUUAGGACCAAUCAAGAAUAAGCCUAUCUUGCUUGAUAAUGGACACUUGCUAUGUGGAUCCUCAGUGGAAAGUUGGAAUUCUUGGGGUGCAUGGAUGGAGAUCACUCCAGAUGCUGGUAGAACAUGGAAGAAGUAUGGCCCGAUUUACAUAAAGAAUGAGAAUCUUAGUGUGAUCCAACCAGUUCCCUACAAGACUGCAAGAGGCACCCUUCGUGUUCUGUUACGAUCAUUCACUGGAAUUGAUCGAAUUUGCAUGUCAGAAUCCCAUGAUGGGGGCAUGAAUUGGGGUUAUGCAGAAUUUACUGAACUCCCAAACCCAAACUCAGGUAUCGAUGGGGUUAAGCUGACGAAUGGCCUUCUCAUAGUUGCUUACAAUACAAUUUCAAGGGGCAUACUCAAAGUUGCUGUGUCCUUGGAUGAUGGUGAUUCUUGGCGCGAAGCUCUAACCCUAGAAGAAAACUCAGAGAUGGAGUUUUCAUAUCCUGCUGUCAUCCAGGCUAGUGAUGGAUCGGUUCACAUUACCUAUACAUAUAACAGAACCCAAAUUAAGCAUGCUGUCCUUCAUGUUAAUUGACAGUGAUCCUGUUGGCAACGAUAUCCAGUACGUAAGGCAGUGUCAGCUUUGCUUUCUUGUCAUCAUUCUCAGAGGGGCAGUGAUUUUGAGUAAAUGUGAGCUUUACUUUCUCGACACCAUUCUCAGAAGAAUUUCUUGCGGGCAACCAAAAAGAAGGAGAAGGUUGUCAACUAGGGGUACAGUGUUGGACGGGUUCGUUAGACCUUGCUCAACAUUGUAUCGUGUGGCAUCCAUGUAAUGGAAUAUGGGGUGUGUUCAUGUUUCCCUCCAAUUUUUUUGCCUUGUGCUGUAUCAAAUUGCUGUAGAACCUCUGAAUGGUCUGGAUUUAAUUGUAUAUUUCUUUCAGUUUCACUGGAUAAACAAAAAAAAAAUGAGAAGUAGAAGGGACAGGAAGGUGCAAAGUCUGUUUCAUGUGUAUAUCAAACUGGGAAAGGGGAAAAAACUUACACUCUGCCUUUUUGGGUAAUUUGCAAUAGCGUGAGAAAUUUUGGGACAAGUCCAGAAUUCAUCCCCUUGUAUGGUUCUUGCAUUUGGAACCUUAAACAUUUAUUUUGUCCAA
Molecule: messenger RNA, 1870 nt
Organism: Syzygium oleosum
Lineage: Eukaryota; Viridiplantae; Streptophyta; Magnoliopsida; Myrtales; Myrtaceae
Exons: 10
Coding region: 46-1311 (421 amino acids)
Source: RefSeq, a predicted model, not a curated record